UGCCGACUAUGGACACGCCGCACAGAUCAAUAUGACAACUCUGCAGUAUGUACCAAAAACAUUCGUGACGGAAGAAGCAUUAUUUUUAUCCAAGGUGAAACGUCUUAAUCACAAAGAAGUGCCUUUUGUUAAUUUUUUUUAAAAUCAGCUUUCAAUCUGCGCGUUUGCUCGAAGCUGAUAGAAACCACCGAAGAAGAAGAAAACCCGGAAGUUAGCAAUACGCAGUUUUUGAAGAAAAAAAAUUAAUAAAUAAAAAAUGUGUAAAGUGAAAAUACUGAGAGCGUUGAUGGAGCAGCGACUAAAUGCCGCUGUGGACGAAAUAUUUGGACUGUUUGAGAAAACCAUAGCAGAGUACGAAGAGGAACUCUCCAGAACGAAAGAGGAGAAAGAACAACUGGCGGCUUUUCUCCAACCCCCAGCUGUGCGACACCCAGCAGACAUCCAAAAGGUGUCAGUGAAGAGUGAAGAGGAGCUUCCCGCAAGGGGCCCCAAUGUGGGGCAGAAAAGGCUGGAGCCCCCUCACAUUAAAGAGGAAGAAGAGGAACCUUGGGAGCAAUUUCAAGAGUUGGAGGAUGCGGAUGAGGAAGAUGAAGAUCAGUCCUUCCAGUUUGGUCGCAGUCAAAGUAAGGAGAACAGAGGGGCGGAGCUUCCAUCUCAACACAUCGUGGAAGCUGAUGGAGAGAAUUGUGAAGAUGUAAACUCAGAACCAGACAUAAAAUUUGCUCCACUGGCCGACAUGGACGACAUGAUGUCCGACGCUUCUGAGAGCGAUCACAGUGAGGACAUCCAAAAACCUUUGGAGAAUAAUAAGACCUCUAAAGGCGAUCUGAGAGAGAAUACCCACAACAAACACUUUGACUGCACUCAAUGUGGGAAAUCACUAAAGAACCGGGACAGUCUGAGAAGACACAUGAUCACACACACCGGAGAGAAGCGUUUUGUUUGCGCCGUUUGUGCGAAAAGUUUCUACCUAAAGCACAACUUGAUAAUACACAUGAGAACACACACCGGGGAGAAACCUUUCGCUUGCUCAGUUUGCCAGAGCCGAUUCUCUACAAAGGACAACAUGAAAAGACACAUGAUGAAACACACAGGCGAGAAUUUCCUUCACUCCAAACACUUCGAAUGCUCCGAGUGUGGGAAAGUAUUCGGUCGAAGGGGAUAUUUGACCCGACACAUGAGAACGCACACCGGAGAGAAACCUUUCGCUUGCACGGUCUGCGAUAAAAGGCUGUCCUCAAAGGUGUAUAUGAAAACGCACAUGUUGAUCCACACAGGUGAGAAUCCCUUCCCCUGUUCAGUUUGUGCCAGGACCUUUAGAGACAAGUAUCAGCUGAUCAAGCACAUGAGAACACACACCGGGAGAGAAACCUUGGCGUUGCAAAAUGUGUCCUGAGACGUCGGACUUGAAUACACUCAAAAACAGAUAAAAAAAUGCAGCAUGUCUUAAUAAGCAUGUGUAACAGGGUCAAUGUACAUUAGGUAAAUAUAUCUUUAUGUCUUAUUUUGAUCUCCAAGGUAGCGAUAAUCUGUAUUACAGAAUUCCUGUCAAUAUAUUUUUUUCAUUUAAAGGUUGAUUUAGUCAUCCUAACUCGUUGGCUUGUCAUUUUGGGCUUUGUACGAGCCCGUUUUGAUUGAGGGAUUAGUUUUGUGCCGACCUUGUCAAGUUUGUUUCACUGCCAGCCUAAUAUGCUAACUGUAUUUUUAAUGCCAUUGAUUAGGGUGAACCGGACUUACAAAUUACCUUUUGUAAAUUAAACAGUCAUAUUAUGUCUUAUGAUGUAAACUGCUAUUGCUUAUUUUUUUUUAGCUUAAACUGUUUUAGCAAGUUCAACAAAAAUAAAUGAAAAUUCCUCCUU
Messenger RNA from Nerophis ophidion (straightnose pipefish), 1859 nucleotides. Its product is annotated as zinc finger protein OZF-like. The transcript is spliced from 2 exons. The record is from RefSeq and is a predicted model, not a curated record. Gene Ontology annotation, molecular function: RNA polymerase II cis-regulatory region sequence-specific DNA binding; DNA-binding transcription factor activity. Bases 257 to 1396 code for a protein of 379 amino acids. Gene Ontology annotation, biological process: regulation of transcription by RNA polymerase II. Lineage: Eukaryota; Metazoa; Chordata; Actinopteri; Syngnathiformes; Syngnathidae.